Diatraea saccharalis (sugarcane borer) is the source of this 1149-nucleotide messenger RNA. The record is from the annotation of a GenBank genome assembly. Lineage: Eukaryota; Metazoa; Arthropoda; Insecta; Lepidoptera; Crambidae.
AUGCUGCCCGAUGAGGGCUUCCAAGUGUCCACCGUUAUCGCAGGCCUCAUGCCCGAUUCCUUCGGCGAGAUGUUUAACUUCCUUGAUGGUGACAGUUUCGGAAUAGGACCUAUGCAUGAAUUUGUGUACGGGUGGCAAGCGAUAGUGAACACAAUGAGUAUGAAAAAUAACGUCGAAGUUCGCAAGCGUGCUGGCCUACAACGUUUUGCUCUAGCGGGCAUAAACGGCAUAACGUUGAUAUCUCACAUUGGUGUUACGGAAAUUAUGAUCAACGGUACGAGAACAUACUGCUUUGGUGGCGUCUCUAGACCUCCGGGCAGGAGGAGCGUGAUAUGUAAGGGUGCGAUGUAUCAAGAAGGUAGAUUCACAUGUAAAGUGCCUUACCUCAGAUAUCCGACCGUACUCGGUUAUAGAUAUUGCAUCAAUAAAUAUGCAGCUGUUGCUACAAUGGACGGCACAUAUAAAACAACGUAUUGCGCUCGAGGUGAAUCUAUUCCCAAGUUCCAUUACGACUACAUCUGCGAGAGAAGGGACAUUAAGAUAAAGAGAAUCAACUUGACUGAUCCCAAUGAAAGGUUCAACAUUCGUAACCCGGUCGUGCGCAGAGCGGAAUAUUACAGAGCGCCAUAUGACAUAUUGAAAGCCUGCCCGGAUUGGUACGGAUGCAAUCUUCAAAUAUCUCCCGAGUUACUGCACCAAGAGUUGCCAGCCGCUCUAAUGGACGCCAAUGAAACAGCAUUCGUGGGCCACGGUGGGAAAUAUUGGCUAGCCCUUUAUUACACCCAGCUGUCAACUUAUGCCAUUUAUUUCCAAGCCCACGGUGAAUAUCCCUGGCAAUCCAACAGGCCCAUUGUGUCCGUUGAUAAAGGUGGCAUUUGGGAACAGCUUCUGAAGGCCAAUAUUGGUCCCGACAUGAAUUUGCACUAUAAUUUGAAUGGUAUCUACAACAGAUACCCUGGAUCCGCGCCUGUCGCGCCAGACCUAUUGAGAAAUGACGGACAAGUACAGCCAGCUAACUUCCGAACGGACACUCGAGACUCGGCUCCUGAAGACAUUUUAAUUGGAAAAGGUGAACCGGGAUCUGGCGGAUACAAAUUCAUUCAUGACUCACAAAUACAAGCAAACUUCGAGCACGGGAAGAAUUAUUGA